GAAGGAAACAAAGCAAAUUAAGCUGCCUCUUCCAAAUCUCAAGUACGUGAUAAGAUGAUAAGGUCUCGGCUGCAAAAUACUAAAGCCUUCUCUCUCUUACCAAAAUCUUCCAUCCACAACACCGAUUAUCUGAGGACGAGCCAUUGCAGCCCCUCCUUCAUCAACAUCCUUCCACGCCAUCAUGUCCAUAAACAAAACUACUCCAUGGUGAUCCGUGCCACUUCUAGUAAGUUCAGGCCUUCAUCAGAAGCUACUUCAAAAGAGAAUGAGGCACUUACCAUAAAGGCUGUGGUUAAAGUCCAGGUAACAGCUGGUGGCUUCAUCUCCACCAUUGGAUUGACUCGGCCCCUCGUUGACUUCACCGAUUUGGGCGGAAAAACCUUACUUUUGGAGCUUGUUAGCACCCAGCUUGACCCCAAGACGGGGUUGGAGAAGGAGACAAUCAAGGGGUAUGCGAAUAAAGCGAGUCAAAAAGAUGACGAGGUGAUAUAUGAGAGUAGUUUCAGCAUCCCAGCAGAUUUUGGAGAGGUUGGAGCAGUUGAGGUGGAGAAUGAAUACCACAAGGAGAUCUUCAUCAAGAGCAUACACCUCCACGGCUUCCCAAAUGGCUCUGUUAAUGUUCCAUGCAAUUCAUGGACUCAUUCCAAGUUUGACAACCCACAGAAGAGAAUCUUUUUCACCAACAAGUCUUACAUACCAUCAGAGACACCAAGUGGCUUGAAGAGGAUAAGAGAAAUGGAGCUGGAAAAUUUAAGAGGAAAUGGGGAGGGUGAAAGAAAACCAUUCGAUAGGAUUUACGAUUAUGACACCUAUAAUGAUCUUGGAGAUCCAGAUAGCAACAAUGAACUGGCUAGGCCUGUCCUUGGCAGCAAACAACACCCAUACCCUAGGCGUUGCAGAACAGGACGACCACGCUCCAAAAAGGACCGCUUAUCGGAAGAAAGAAGCAGCAGUGUGUAUGUACCAAGAGACGAAGCCUUUGCAGAGGUCAAACAACUCACAUUCUCGGAGAAGACCCUGAAAUCUGCCCUGGCUGCAGUGCCCUCUCAGCUUCAGACAGCACUUGCUAAUCCAGAUCAAGGAUUUCCAUACUUCACAGCCAUAGAUUCACUGUUUAAUGAAAGAGUCAAAUUGCCUGAGCCAAAAACUGGUGAGGGUUUACAGAAAAUCAUCCCAAGGAUAGUCAAGACUAUUACUGGUGGGCAAGACAAUCCUUUGCUCUUCGAGACCCCCGAAAUAAUUGAUCGUGACAGAUUUUCUUGGUCUAGAGAUGCAGAAUUUUCUCGGCAGACUCUAGCUGGUCUUAAUCCAUAUAGUAUAGAACUUGUUACGGAAUGGCCAUUGAAAAGUAAACUUGACCCUGGGAUUUAUGGCCCGCCUGAAUCAUUGAUCACAACAGAACUGGUGGAGAAAGAUAUUGGAGGUUGUAUGACUGUGAAUGAGGCCUUGAAAAGAAAGAAGAUGUUCAUUUUGGAUUAUCAUGGUCUUCUCAUGCCUUAUGUGAACAAAGUAAGACAAAUCGAAGGAACUACAUUGUAUGGUUCUCGAACACUAUUCUUCCUCACUGAGGAUGGGAUACUGAAGCCUGUAGCCAUUGAACUUACCCGACCACCCAUUGGUGACAAACCGCAAUGGAAGCAAGUGUUCACCCCAACCUUGGAUGCCACCGGUUGCUGGCUAUGGAUGCUUGCGAAAGCCCAUGUUUGUGCUCAUGAUGCUGGCCUUCAUCAGCUUGUCAAUCAUUGGCUGAGGACUCAUUGUUGUGCAGAGCCAUACAUAAUUGCAGCUAAUCGACAAUUAAGUGUUAUACAUCCCGUCUAUAGACUUUUACAUCCACAUUUUCGGUAUACGAUGGAAAUCAAUGCUCUCGCUCGAGAAAUCCUCAUUAAUGCUGGUGGGAUCGUUGAGAGCAACUUCUCACCAGCAAAGUACUGCUUUGAGCUCAGUUCUGCUGCUUACGACCAGCUCUGGCGCUUUGAUAUGGAAGCAUUGCCAACAGAUCUGAUCAGAAGGGGAAUGGCAGUUGAGGAUCCUACAGCUGAGCAUGGCCUGAAGCUAACAAUUGAAGACUACCCAUUUGCAAAUGAUGGUCUCAUUCUUUGGGAUGCCAUUAAGGAGUGGGUGAGUGACUAUGUGAAGCACUACUAUCCAGAUCCAACUCUUGUUGAGUCUGAUAAGGAGCUUCAAGGUUGGUGGACAGAAGUUAGAACAAAAGGCCAUGCAGACAAGAAAGAUGAGCCAUGGUGGCCUGUUUUGAAAACCCCAGAAAAUCUUAUCCACAUUUUGACAACCAUAAUUUGGGUAACAGCUGGACAUCAUGCAGCUGUGAACUUUGGACAGUAUACGUAUGGUGGAUACUUCCCAAACAAGCCUACAAUUGCUCGAACCAACAUGCCAACAGAAGAUCCAUCUGAUGAGGCUUUCAAUAAUUUUUUGAAGAGACCAGAAAUGACACUGCUAAACUGCUACCCAUCACAGAUUCAAGCAACCCAAAUGAUGGUUGUGAUGGAUGUGCUAUCGAAUCAUUCACCUGAUGAGGAGUAUCUUAGUGAGAAACUUGAGUCAUCCUGGGCUGAAAAUCCUGUGAUAAAAGCUGCAUUCGAGCGGUUCAAUGGUAAUUUGAAGAAGCUAGAAGGAAUAAUUGAUGAGAGGAAUACCAACUUGAACCUGAAAAACAGAGUUGGAGCAGGAGUUGUUCCAUAUGAGCUUUUGAAGCCAUUCUCGACCCCCGGGGUCACGGGAAUGGGUGUUCCUAACAGCAUCUCCAUCUAGAUUUGAUCAGUGGUGGAGCCAAAAACUUUUGCCAGUGUGUCAUCUUACAUAAUCGAAGCUAAACUUUUCCCAGUGUAUCGCCUUACAUA
Prunus persica (peach) is the source of this 2861-nucleotide messenger RNA. Its product is annotated as linoleate 13S-lipoxygenase 2-1, chloroplastic. The transcript is spliced from 9 exons. Gene Ontology annotation, biological process: lipid oxidation. The record is from RefSeq and is a predicted model, not a curated record. Gene Ontology annotation, molecular function: protein binding; oxidoreductase activity, acting on single donors with incorporation of molecular oxygen, incorporation of two atoms of oxygen; metal ion binding. Bases 55 to 2772 code for a protein of 905 amino acids. NCBI's taxonomy places the organism in Eukaryota, Viridiplantae, Streptophyta, Magnoliopsida, Rosales, Rosaceae.